Periophthalmus magnuspinnatus is the source of this 2462-nucleotide messenger RNA. RefSeq names its product neuropeptide Y receptor Y8b (gene npy8br). Lineage: Eukaryota; Metazoa; Chordata; Actinopteri; Gobiiformes; Gobiidae. Gene Ontology annotation, molecular function: neuropeptide Y receptor activity; neuropeptide binding. Gene Ontology annotation, cellular component: neuron projection; plasma membrane. The transcript is spliced from 3 exons. Gene Ontology annotation, biological process: G protein-coupled receptor signaling pathway. The record is from RefSeq and is a predicted model, not a curated record. Bases 440 to 1540 code for a protein of 366 amino acids.
AGCAGAGUGUGUGAUACAUAAGGUCUCUUUAAGAGCUCGCUCCACUCCUCGCUGUGCUCCUGCGCGCGCGCUCAUCAGGAGCUCAUCAGGACGUCUGUUCCUCACCUCCUCUCUCCUCACCUCCUCUCCUCACCUCCUCUCCUCACCUGACGCGAAGAUCCGUGCGAAGAAAGUGGGAGAGAGCAGACCACACACCACACUCUGACGCUGAAGCCUAUGGAUUUUACCUUAAAUUAUGUGCACCUGUCCCAGCGUGGAACAGCCCGACACAGAGAUUAGAGGAAACAACUGAGGACGUUUACCAGGCACUGAAGAAAUGACAAAUCUUAAAAUUAAGCACAAGCUUCGACAGCCUUCUUAAAACGAAUUCAUGAGGCAAUUACAAGAAGUGUGACACAACAAAUCCGUUUAAUUAGAGUCGGCCUUUUGAAGUGCAAAUAUGGAUCUCCAAUACAACUCCUUUUACAACCACGCUUUGUGGAGAGACCUGGCCUUAACCACUGAGGACUGCUCAAUGUCUGUCAGUGGCACCACCUUCCUCAUCAUCGCCUACAGUGUGGUCCUGGCCAUGGGACUUAUUGGAAACUCCUGCCUCGUUUUUGUCAUCACAAGGCACAAGGAGAUGCGUAACGUCACUAACAUCCUAAUUGCCAAUCUCUCUUGCUCCGAUAUCCUCAUGUGUAUCGUCUGCCUUCCUGUGACCAUAAUAUACACGUUGAUGGACCAUUGGAUUUUAGGUAGCGCCAUGUGUAAGCUCACCCCUUUCGUCCAAUGUAUUUCCGUCUCCGUGUCCAUCUUCUCCCUUGUUCUGAUUGCAAUGGAGCGCUACCAGCUAAUAGUCCACCCCACUGGUUGGAAGCCCACAGUCGCCCAGUCCUAUGUUGCUGUGGCGGGCACUUGGGUGGUGGCAUGUUUGAUUUCCGUGCCUUUUUUGACCUACAACGUUUUGGUAUUACCCUUCCAGAACCUAAGCAUCCCUCUGCCACUCUCCGACCAGCUCGUCUGCAUGGAAAAGUGGCCGUCGUUAGCGAUGAGGCGAGCCUACACAACCUCCUUGAUUGUCUUCCAGUACCUCCUGCCGAUUCUCCUUAUAAUGAUCUGCUAUUUGCACAUCUACUUACGCCUGAGGAGGAGGAAGGAGAUAGUGGAGCGGAGUGGGAACAAUACACAGAAGAAAAACAAAGGCGCUACAAGGAUUAACAUCAUGCUAACGGCUAUCGUGGUGGCGUUCGCUCUCGCCUGGUUGCCUCUCAAUACCUUCAACACUGUUUUCGACUGGAACCACGAGGCUCUGCCCACCUGCAGCCAUGACGUCAUCUUCUCAUUCUGUCAUCUUACAGCCAUGGCAUCGACCUGCAUCAACCCCAUAAUAUACGGUUUCCUCAACAGCAACUUCCAAAAGCAGCUCAAGUCCACCAUAUUGAGGUGUCGCUGUUGGGCGGUCACCGAGAGAUACGAGACUGUGCCACUUUCGACGGUUAGCACGGAGGUCACCAAGGGGUCAAUGCUGAGCAAUGGAUCCAUCAGUGCCAACACCUAAAACGUUUUCAUUCAAAGACACAAGAAGUCUGUUUUUGGGGCCUGUUUUGCUCUUCACGGCCACUAUCCUUCUUUAAAGCUUUUCUUGCUUCACUGCGUGCAAUAGCAGGAGUGUGACAUUUACAAAGUUACAAAGCUCACAGUUUGCUGUCCGAUGGGAGCAGGCUGGAGACACUUAACCGCUGGCCUCUAUUUCAGAUGAAGCAGAACAUAACAAAAUGAUGGUUGAAGGGGUGCAUCGGGGUCAACCAAGAAGUAUUCUACUGAAGAAUACCAUGGUUUUUAAGAAAAAAAACACGCUUGUAAUCUAUCUAUAUAAACCCUACUGACAAUGUGGGAGGCAAACGGUGCAGCUGUGUCUUGCUUAAUUUCCCCAAGAUGCAUGUAUUGAUGAAAAUGUAAAUUGAUAGCGAACCAAGAUGUGUUAAUGAUUAUUGACAGUUUUGUUGCAUAACUGUCGGCAAGUACAUUAGAGCUGCAAAUGGGGCCCCAGGCAUUCAUCCAGGCGAUUUAUUUGCUUCAUCAGACGCUGUUCUUAUUAUCGAAAACUCCCAUGAACAAUAAUGUUUUCAUAAUGAACCUCGUGAAGCCAAUGCGGUGUUUUCAUGCAGUCUAUUUUCAUGCAGUCUAUUUUCAACCAUUAUACCAUAUAGUAGUGUGCCAUGUGCCUGUAGUUUUUUGCAUAAAGAUGUGACCACCAUAAAUUUAAAAGUGCCAUACAAGUAGUGUCAGUAGAGGGCCUCUUCCGCUGUAUAUAACCCUAUAGACUUCCGUGCAUUACAUAUGGAUAAGGAGAAGUGUACGACACAGUUAUAAAUCUGUGGCAAUAAAUAGCAAUGUGUAGCAUAGAUGAUUUGAGGAAUUAGGAUUACUGUUGUCACUUUUAUUUGUGUGAUGAAUUAAACCUUUAUGAUAUAUUUGUG